Dicentrarchus labrax (European seabass) is the source of this 5049-nucleotide messenger RNA. Its product is annotated as E3 ubiquitin/ISG15 ligase TRIM25-like. Gene Ontology annotation, molecular function: protein binding; zinc ion binding. The record is from RefSeq and is a predicted model, not a curated record. The transcript has a single exon. Lineage: Eukaryota; Metazoa; Chordata; Actinopteri; Moronidae. Bases 64 to 1734 code for a protein of 556 amino acids.
GCUCAAACUAGUUCUAGCUCUGAGGAAGUGAAACUCAGACAGUCGCUGUCACUGAGAGGGGAAAUGGCGCAGCAAGGAGUUCAGCUGGACCGAGAAAGAUUCUGCUGUCCGAUCUGUCUGGAUCUACUGAAGGAUCCGGUGACUACUCCCUGUGGACACAGCUACUGCAUGAACUGUAUUAAAAGCUUCUGGGAUGGAGAGGAAGAGAAGAAAAUCCCCAGCUGCCCUCAGUGUAGGCAGACCUUCACACCGAGGCCUGUCCUGAUGAAAAACACCUUGUUAGCAGAUUUAGUGGAGGAACUGAAGAAGACUGGACUCCAAGCUGCUCCUGCUGAUCUCUGCUAUGCUGGACCUGAAGAUGUGGCCUGUGAUUUCUGCACUGGGAGAAAACUGAAAGCCCUCAAGUCCUGUCUGUUCUGUCUGGUUUCUUACUGUGAGAAACACCUCCAGCCUCAUUAUGAUGUGGCUCCAUUAAAGAAACACAAGCUGGUGGACCCCUCCAAGAAGCUCCAGGAGAACAUCUGCUCUCGUCAUGAUGAGGUGAUGAAGAUGUUCUGUCGUACUGAUCAGCAGUGUAUCUGUUAUCUCUGCUCUGUGGAUGAACAUAAAGGCCACGACACAGUCUCAGCUGCAGCAGAAAGGACUGAGAGGCAGAGAGAGCUCGAGGUGAGUCGACAAAACAUCCAGCAGAGAAUCCAGGACAGAGAGAAAGAUGUGAAGGAGCUUCAACAGCAGGUGGAGGCUAUCAAUAGCUCUGCUGAUAAAGCAGUGGAGGACAGUGAGAAGAUCUUCACUCAGCUGAUCCGUCUCAUGGAGAAAAGAAGCUCUGAUGUGAAGCAGCAGGUCAGAUCCCAGCAGGAAACUGAAGUGAGUCGAGUCAAAGAGCUUCAGGAGAAGCUGGAGCAGGAGAUCACUGAGCUGAAGAGGAAAGACGCUGAGAUGAAGAAGCUCUCACACACAGAGGACCACAACCAGUUUCUACACAACUACCCCUCACUGUCAGCACUCAGUGAAUCUACAUCCAGCAUCAAUAUCCGUCCUCUGAGGUACUUUGAGGAUGUGACAGCGGCUGUGUCAGAGCUCAGAGAUAAACUACAGGACGUUCUGAGGGACAAAUGGACAAACGUCUCACUGGCAGUGACUGAAGUGGAUGUUUUACUGCCACAACCAGAGCCCAAGACCAGAGCUGGAUUCUUACAAUAUUCACGUGAACUCACACUGGAUCCAAACACAGCAAACACACUGCUGUUAUUAUCUGAGGGGAACAGAAAAGUAACAUUAAUGAGACAACAACAGUCUUAUUCUAGUCACCCAGACAGAUUCACUGAAUAUUGGCAGGUCCUGAGUAGAGAGAGUCUGACUGGACGUUGUUACUGGGAGGUGGAGAGGAGAGGGGGAGGAGUUGGUGUAGCAGUCGCAUACAAGAAUAUCCGCAGAGCAGGGGGGUCAGAUGAAUGUGAAUUUGGAUCCAAUGACAAAUCUUGGAUUUUACAAUGUUUGAUAAACGGUUAUGAAUUUUAUUACAACAAUGUCGAAACCCCUGUCUCAGGUCCUCGGUCCUCCAGAGUUGGAGUGUACCUGGAUCACAGUGCAGGUAUUCUGUCCUUCUACAGCAUCUCUGAAACCAUGACUCUCCUCCACAGAGUCCAGACCACAUUCACUCAGCCUCUCUAUGCUGGACUUCGGUUAUAUUUCCCUGUUGGAUCCACAGCUGAAUUGUGUAAACUGAAAUAGACAGAAGUGAUUUCAGGGACAGUGGGUUAAAUUCUGUGUUUCAUUGCUUCGAAUGGUUUUGUUUCCAUCGUUGUUGCUGAGAGCUGAUUGUUGUGGCAUUUCUUCACUGCACAGAGAUCACCUGUCAAUCAAACAUUGUGGGCGGUACUUUGACGUCUUCUCAUUAGUUGUUGUGUAAAUGUUUAAGUUCAAUUCAAUUCAAUUCAAUUUUAUUUGUGUAGCGCCAAUUCAUAACAAAAGUUAUCUCAGGACACUUUUCAAAUAGAGCAGGUCUAGACCGAACUCCUUUGACAUUAUUUACAGAGACACAACAGUACCACCAUGAGCAAGACCUUGGAGACAGUGGCAAGGAAAAACUGCCUGUUAAGAGGCAGAAACCUAGGACAGAUCCUUCGGCUCUAGGUGGGUGGUCGUCUGUCUCGACCAGUUGGGGUGAGAGAGAGAGAGAGAGAGAGAGAGAGAGACAGAAAGAGAGAGAGAGAGACAGACAGACAGACAGACAGACAGACAGGUGCACAGCAAGAAGAGUAUUGGCAAUGGCAAUCUUGCAGGACCAUGGCAAGAGGCUCCACCAGGAUCGACGAGAACCUGCGAGAUGAGAAAGCACAAGAACUCCGGGGAAGAAGUGGAGUUAGUAACAUGCAUUAAUGGGACAUGAAUGAGUGCAGAAAGAGAGAGGAAGAGAGGAGCUCAGUGCACCAUGGGAAAUCCCCCGAUAGUCUAGGCCUAUAGCAGCAUAACUAAGGGAUGGUUCAGGACUCACCUGAUCCAGCCUAACUAUAAGCUUUAUCAAAGAGGAAUGUCUUAAGCCUACUCUUGAAUGUGGUGAGGGUGUCUGCCUCCAGAACCACAACUGGAAGCUGGUUCCACAGGAGAGGAGCUUUGUAAAUGAAGGCUCUGGCUCCUGUUCUACUUUUAGAGACUAUAGGAACCACAAGUAGCCCAGCAUUCAGAGAACGUAGUGUUCUAGAGGGGUAAUAGGGUACUAUGAGCUCUUUAAGAUAUGAAGGGGCCUGACCAUGAAGAGCUUUAUAGGUGAGGAGGAGGAUUUUAAAUUCUAUUCUACAUUUUACAGGGAGCCAAUGCAGAGAAGCUAGUACAGGAGAGAUGUGAUCUCUUUUUCUAGUUCCUGUCAGUACUCGUGCUGCAGCGUUCUGAAUUAAUUGGAGCGUUUUAAUGGACUUAUUGGGGCAACCUGAUAAAGAUAACUCCAAGAUUCCUGACAGUGGUGCUAGAGGCCAAGGUAAUGCCAUCUAGAGUAACUAUAUCUUCAGACAGUGAGUCUCUGAGGUUUUUGGGGCCAAGAACAAGAAUUUCGUUUUUUUCUGAGUUUAACAUCAGAAAAUUGCAGCUUAUCCAGGAUUUUAUGUCUGUAAGACAUGUUUGUAAUUUAGAUAAUUGAUUAAUUUCAUCAGGCUUGAUCGAUAGAUAUAACUGCGUAUCAUCUGCAUAACAGUGAAAGUUAAUGGAGUGAUUCCUAAUAAUGUUGCCUAAAGGGAGCAUAUAUAAAGUAAAUAGUAUUGGUCCAAGUACAGAACCUUGUGGAACUCCAUGACUAACUGUAGUUUUUAUUGAAGAUUCAUCGUUAACAUGUACAAACUGCGAACGAUCUGAUAAAUAUGACUUAAACCAGCUUAGUGCGGUUCCUUUAAUGCCAAUUUGAUGCUCAAGUCUCUGUAAGAGAAUAUUAUGGUCAAUGGUGUCAAAUGCAGCACUAAGAUCUAAUAAUACAAGUACUGUUACGGCCGCCGCUGGCUGUCAUUUAGUGUAUAUUCAUUGUGGUGUUUCAUGUGUGAUUCCCUGUUGAGGAUUGGUCCUUCUGGAGCAGAGUCCGCCUACUUCCUGGUUGCUGUCCCCUGGCAUCAGUGAUUGGUGUGGCUGCAAUUCCACUGAAGCUACCAAUCAGGAGUCUUCAAUCAACCCCAGCUGCACUUAAAUAAAUAGCUUGUGUGUCCACAGUUCAGGGCGGCUGUGAACUAGUGAUCAGUUCGCCUCGCUGUUGGUUGCACACCAUUGUGUUAGUUUAGAGUGUCUGUACUUUCUAGUAUUGCCUGGCUGUUAUCUGAGUGGAUUCAGCCAGUGCCUUUGUAAUCUUUUGUGACCUUUUAAGUUGCUCAAUAAUUGCUGGUUUGGUUUUUGGUUCACUAGUUUGUAAGCUUAUGGGUGCUGAUCUCUUUUUGUUCUUUAAUGUUAUCCAGUCAUUUUCAUUUUGUGUACUAGUUAUUUGUCAGCACCUGUAUAGCCUCUCUUUUGUUAUAUUUCAUUGUGCAAGCACACUCUCCUUAGUUAAUUAAAACACCUGAUUUUAACCUGAACCUGUCAAUUGUUGUAUUCCAUCUCUUUUCCAAUUCCAAUUGUAUGUUACUGCUCUCCAAAUUGAGCCGGGUCGUAACAGUACAGAGACAAGUCCAUUGUCUGAAGCUAUCAAAAGGUCAUUAUUAACUUUAACCAGAGCUGUCUCUGUGCUGUGAUGAACUCUAAAUCCUGAAAUAAACUAUUGUUAUGUAGAAAGUCACACAACUCUUUGGCGACUACUUUCUCCAGAAUCUUAGAGAGGAAGGGGAGGUUAGAGAUCGGUCUAUAGUUGGCUAAAGAGUGGGCUUUUUAAGAAGGGGUUUAAUUACAGCUACUUUAAAGGACUGUGGUACAUAUCCUGAUAAUAAAGAAAGAUUAAUCAUAUCCAGUAAAGAAGUGCCAAUUAAGGGAACAACUUCUUUAAGCAGCCUAGUUGGGAUCCGGUCUAAUAGACAGGUUGAUGGCUUCGAUGAAGAAAUUAUUGAAGUGUCUUUAGGUGGCGCUCCUUCCUGUGUCUGUUUAGCCAUGGAGGCUAUCACUGCUCAUGAUGACUGUUGUUUACCUGAACUGAUAUUUCUCUGCAUGAAAAUGUAAACUUGUGUUUGUUGAAUAUUUGUAAUGAUGUAUUUGUAUGUUGUUGUUUCUCUUCCACUGUAUGGGUCUAAGAGAGAAAGCAGCAGACCUUCCUUUAUCGGAGAUAUUCUGUUCUCACCGCUUUGGAAAGAAAUCUUUAAUCACAUUUAUUUGUUUGUUGUUGUUGUUGUUUUUGAUGUCCAAAUCCACGUACAAAUGAGGAACUAUGAGGGAUUAUAAAAGUGUAUUCAGCAUGAUGAUAAUCAAUAAGCAGAUGAUUGAUUGUUUCCUUGUACAUAGCUGAGAUUCUGCUCCAACAAACUGAUUGUGUGGAUGAAGUGAAUCUGUACAUGAACUCAUUGAACAAGAGUCAUUGAACAGACUUUACUGAUGGGAUGUGUGAACAAACUGAAGCUUUACAUCAUGAAUAAACAAACAUGAACAAAG